This is a messenger RNA of Aplysia californica (California sea hare), 459 nucleotides long. RefSeq lists its product as uncharacterized. Lineage: Eukaryota; Metazoa; Mollusca; Gastropoda; Aplysiida; Aplysiidae. The record is from RefSeq and is a predicted model, not a curated record. Gene Ontology annotation, cellular component: membrane.
AUAAACAAUAGUUCAAUACAGGAUACCAGGCCUCCAGCCUCCACCCAUCCCGUCUGAUCAGUUAUCUCUGCAAAGCUUGCAACAAUUUUCCUGCGUUCGUUGAAACUUUGUUAACAGAAAUGUAAAAUUACGGUUAUAUCAUCAGUGAUAUGUAUAAAUAAAUCCUCCCAGCUUCAGAGAAUCACCAGAGAGGAACAACACAUACACUUGAAGACGACGGAGGCCUAAAGGGGACGAGCAGAAGUUGGAGAAUCAGCAUUCUUUUAGGGUUCAUAGGCCUGGCUGUAUACGCCAUAGGCUUCAGCACAGACCGCUGGUGUCAGGUGGACUCCGAGCGACAACUGAACCAGUCAGUGGAGGUCAUCGACGCCCACUUCGGCCUAUGGAGGAAAUGUGAGCGAAUUACGCUACACCGUGAGGUCAUUAAAGACGACUGUGAGACACAGGAUAAUGAUGAGA